AUGCAUGGCCAUCUCAAGACCGAAGUCCUCACCGAAGCCAACUGCGUGCGCAAGACCAAGGCCGGCGACAAGGUCAACGUCCACUACCGCGGCACCCUCGAAAGCGACGGCAGCGAAUUCGACGCCUCAUACAACCGCGGCCAGCCCUUGUCCUUCGCCGUCGGUACCGGUCAAGUCAUCAAGGGAUGGGACCAAGGCCUGCUAGACAUGUGCCCCGGCGAAAAGAGGAAGCUCACAAUCCAGCCUGAGUGGGCCUAUGGCUCGCGGGGUGCUGGCCCCAUCCCCGCCAACAGCGUCUUGAGUAAGUGCUAUUGGGACACACGGCGAAUACAUUGA
Alternaria incomplexa is the source of this 336-nucleotide messenger RNA. It is a transcript of the gene FPR2, whose product is annotated as Peptidyl-prolyl cis-trans isomerase fpr2. The record is from RefSeq and is a predicted model, not a curated record. NCBI's taxonomy places the organism in Eukaryota, Fungi, Ascomycota, Dothideomycetes, Pleosporales, Pleosporaceae. Gene Ontology annotation, molecular function: peptidyl-prolyl cis-trans isomerase activity. Bases 1 to 336 code for a protein of 111 amino acids. Gene Ontology annotation, biological process: protein peptidyl-prolyl isomerization. The transcript has 2 exons.